AUGACGUCAAACCAACCUGGACAGUGCUGCGCUGUUGGAGUGCGCCACGAAUGCAAUCGCAAACGGUUGAACGGACAGUUGGUUGACCUGGCUGCUAGGGGCGAACCCACAGGAAAGUUCAUCAAGAUCAAUGGAACCAUCGACGCCUACCUCGCGACGCCCCCGGCCGACAAGGCGCACAAGGGCGUCGGCAUCGUCUACGUCCCCGACAUCUUGGGGAUCUGGGUCAACAGUCAAUUGAUGGCUGACCAGUUCGCCGCCAACGGCUACACUUGCAUCCUUCCCGACUUCUUCAACGGCGACAAGUUCCCGGACCCUCGGCCGGCCGACAUCAUGGCGUGGUUGAGCAAGGGCACCGACGGCAACAACCCGCACACGGCCGAGCAGCUCGACCCCAUCGCUGUGGCGGGCAUCAAGGCGCUCAAGGAGGAUUUUGGCUGUACCAAGAUUGGCGCUGUUGGAUACUGCCUGGGCGCCAAGUACGCGGUCCGAAACUUCAAGUACGGCGUCGACGUCGGCUUCAUCGCGCACCCGUCAUUCGUCACCGAGGAGGAGCUCGUGUCCAUCACCGGCCCCCUCUCCAUCGCCGCCGCGCAGACCGACCACAUCUUCCCGCUCGACAAGCGCAUCGAGUCGGAGAAGAUCCUGGGCAGGAGCAGCCGGCCGUGGCAGAUCAACGUCUUCUCGGGCGUGGAGCACGGGUUCGCGGUGCGCGGCGACAUUUCCAACGCCGUGGAGCGGUUUGCCAAGGAGCAGGCCUUCUUCCAGGCGAUUGCUUGGUUUGACCAGCAUCUGCUGUAA
Messenger RNA from Ilyonectria robusta, 801 nucleotides. RefSeq names its product Alpha/Beta hydrolase protein. Lineage: Eukaryota; Fungi; Ascomycota; Sordariomycetes; Hypocreales; Nectriaceae. Gene Ontology annotation, molecular function: hydrolase activity. The transcript is spliced from 3 exons. The record is from RefSeq and is a predicted model, not a curated record. The coding region runs from base 1 to 801 and encodes 266 amino acids.